AUGAUGAAGGUGGUUUCAAGGGGUGUGAAGAUGAAAAUGAUGGUGAUGGUAUUAAUGGUGAUAGUAGUUACAGAAGCAAAGGAAUACAUGAAAUACAAAGACCCAAAACAGCCAUUAAAUGCAAGAAUCAGAGACUUGAUGAAGAGAAUGAGCCUUGAAGAAAAGAUUGGGCAGAUGACUCAGAUUGAGAGGAUGCAUGUCUCUCCAACUCUACUCAAGAAAUAUUUCAUAGGGAGUGUUUUAAGUGGAGCUGGGAGUAGUCCAUCUCCCAAGGCAUCUGCAGAGGAAUGGGUGAAAAUGGUGAACACUUUUCAAAAGGCAGCUCUUUCGACUCGGCUCGGAAUACCUAUCUUCUAUGGCGCUGAUGCUACCCACGGCAACAACAAUGUCUACAACGCUACUAUUUUCCCUCACAAUGUCGGCCUCGGAGCCACCAGAGAUCCAGCCCUUGUCAAGAGGAUUGGAGCAGCCACUGCACUUGAAGUUAGAGCAACGGGAAUCAACUACAAUUUCGCACCCAGCCUUGCUGUUUGCAGAGAUCCAAGAUGGGGCCAAUGUUUCGAAAGCUAUAGUGAAGAUCCUAAGGUGGUUCGAGCAAUGACAGAAUUCAUACCCGGUUUACAGGGCGACAUUCCUGCCAGUUCCAGAAAGGGUGUCCCCUUUCUUGCUGGAAAGGCAAAGGUCGCAGCCUGUGCAAAAGGUUUUGUAGGCGAAGGAGGAACCGUAAACGGCAUUGAUAAGAACAACACAGAGCUUGACUUUCAUGGAUUGCUCAGCAUUCACAUGCUUCCAUACCUGGAUUCAAUCAGAAAGGGUGUCAUCUCAGUCAUGGUGGCUUAUUCAAGCUGGAAUGGCAAGAAAAUGCAUGCUAACCGUGAUCUACUUACAGGUUUCCUAAAACACAAGCUCAAAUUCAGGGGCCUCAUCAUAUCAAGUUGGCUUGGCAUUGACAGAAUUACAGAUCCACCUCAUUCAAACUAUUCCCAUUCAAUUGAAGCUGGUAUUCUUGCAGGAAUAGACAUAGUCAUGCUGGAAGAUAAUCUCACAGAAUUUAUUGAUGAUCUGACCUACCAAGUGAAGAGCAACAAUAUCCCAAUGAGCAGGAUAGAUGAUGCCGUGAGGAGAAUAUUAAGGGUGAAGUUCACCAUGGGUCUCUUUGAAAACCCCUUCGCCGACCUUAGCUUGUUAAACCAACUUGGCAGCCAGAAUCAUCGGGAAUUGGCCAGGGAAGCAGUGAGAAGAUCACUAGUGCUUCUGAAAAAUGGUAAAAGUGCUAAUCAGCCAUUGCUUCCUCUUAAAAAGGAUGUGCAGAAAGUACUUGUUGCAGGAACUCAUGCUGAUAAUCUUGGAUAUCAAUGUGGAGGCUGGACAGUUGAAUGGCAGGGUGUCCAAGUCAGUGAUCUCAUAGUUGGAACCACAGUCUUAAAUGCUAUCAGAAAGACAGUAGACCCUUCCACUCCAGUUGUCCACAUGAAAAACCCUGGCAUGGAUCUAGUGAAGUCACAAAAUUUCUCUUAUGCCAUCGUUGUUGUGGGUGAGGUCCCAUAUGCUGAGGAAAAAGGAGACAGCACAAACCUAACUAUAAUUGAACCAGGUCCAAGUACUAUCAGGAACGUCUGCAGGGUUGUCAGAUGCGUUGUUGUUAUCAUAUCUGGGCGUCCAGUGACAAUUGAGCCUUACCUAGAUAAGAUAGACGCACUUGUCGCAGCUUGGCUUCCAGGAACAGAGGGCCAAGGUGUAGCUGAUGUCCUAUUUGGUCAAUAUGGCUUCACUGGAAAACUUCCUAGAACAUGGUUCAAAUCAGUCGACCAGCUCCCCAUGAAUGUAGGUGAUCCACAUUAUGAUCCUUUGUUCCCAUUUGGAUUUGGCCUGACAACUUAACCUAGGCAAGGGUGCUAAAUCUUUAGUGAUAGUUACUUAGUAUUACUAGCACCAAUGCAUUACUGAUGAAUAAUUACUAAAAGGAACUGCCAGUAAGUUUUGCUUA
This is a messenger RNA of Salvia hispanica, 1987 nucleotides long. RefSeq lists its product as uncharacterized. Gene Ontology annotation, molecular function: beta-glucosidase activity. The record is from RefSeq and is a predicted model, not a curated record. Gene Ontology annotation, biological process: glucan catabolic process. NCBI's taxonomy places the organism in Eukaryota, Viridiplantae, Streptophyta, Magnoliopsida, Lamiales, Lamiaceae.